AUGCGAGAACUCAUUAAUCAAGGAAGAGACCGAGGAUCGUUCAGUCGUUAUGACAGUGGUCAUCGUUUGCAUCUGGUAGCGGUGGCCAUCGGGAACAGGAGACUUUCUGCAACUGAAGCUCUUCUCAAAUGGAAACAAAGUCUCCCAAACCAACCAAUCUUGGAUUCAUGGGUCUCUCCAUCACCUCACAGCAGCAUCAGUGCAGAUCAAUCCCCAUGUUCAUGGCAUGGAAUCAAGUGUGAUUAUUCUGGAAGUGUGGUUGAACUUGACUUGAGUCACACUGGUCUUCAAGGUACUCUUGAAAACUUGGACUUCUCAGCCUUUCCAAAUCUUCUCCUUUUUAAUCUCAAAUUCAAUCAACUGACUGGUCCCAUACCAGAAACCAUUGGGUUGCUCUCAAAACUCCAAUUCCUUGAUCUUAAUCGUAAUCAUCUCAAUGGCACUAUACCUCUUUCUCUUGCUAAUCUUACUCAACUCUAUGAGCUUGACCUUUCAUGGAAUGAACUAACUGGGAUAUUAGAUCCUCGUCUAUUCCCUGAUGGAACUGAUGAUCAACCCAAAAUUGGAUUGAUAGUGAUGAAAUAUCUUUUGCUCCAAGACAACUACCUUGGUGGAAAAAUUCCAAAUGAAAUAGGGAAUUUGAAGCACUUGACUAUCCUAUAUCUGGAUGCUAAUAUCUUUUAUGGACCUGUUCCUCAUUCUUUGGGGAACUGUACAAAUCUAACUUCUCUCACAUUGUCUGAAAACAAAUUUUCAGGCAUAAUUCCCUCAAGUCUAGGUAGACUAACCAAUCUAACUGUGAUGCGUUUCCAAGAGAACCAUUUUUAUGGCCCUUUACCAGAAGGAUUUGGAAACAUUUCUUUUACUAUCAUGCUUCUAUCUCAAAACAAUUUCAGUGGCCAGUUACCAUCACAAAUAUGCAGAGGUGGUAAGCUUGUCAAUUUCACUGCAGCUAACAAUAGUUUCUCUGGUCCAAUUCCCAUUAGCCUAAGAAACUGCCCUUCAUUGCAUAGACUUCGGCUUGAACAUAACCAAUUGACUGGUUAUGUAGAUAAGGAUUUUGGAGUGUAUCCUAUUCUUACAUUGACAUCAGUUUCAAUAAGGUGCAAGAUAGGGGAUCUUUACAGGUUGUUCAAUUUGAAUUUGAGCAACAAUAACUUCUCUGGCAAAGUUCCAUACCAAAUUGGAAAUCUUGAGUUCUUGCAAGAAUUUUUGGACUUGAGCUAUAAUUCACUUUCUGGAGAAAUCCCCGUGGAUCUUAGCAAACUCAACAGAUUGAUAAGCUUGAACAUGUCUCAUAAUAAUUUUUCAGGUCCUGUCCUUGAUUCCAUAACAACAAUGUUAAGCUUGUCAAGCCUCAAUCUCUCUUACAACAUGUUAGAAGGUCCUGUACAGGAUAGUAGAAUUUUCAGUUCUCCUUACAUGGUUGAUUUGAGUCACAACAAAAAAUUAUGUGGGAGGAUCCAAGGUUUGAAACCUUAUAAUGUCUCAAUUAUAAAACCACAAGGUGGAGAUGAUAACAAAAAGAACAUUGCGAUCGCUAUUUGCACUUCCUUGUUUGGUUCAUUGGUUGUUUUGAUGGGGACAGCUGGAAUUUUCUUUAUUCACUGUAAGAGAAACUCAAGAGCUCUAGGACACAACAGUGAAGUCAACAGAAGAAAUAUGUUCUCAAUAUGGAAUUUUGAUGGUAGAAUCAUGUAUAAAGACAUAAUUGAAGCAACUAACAACUUUGAUAAGAAAUAUUGCAUUGGAGAGGGAGCUUUUGGGAAAGUUUACAAACUGAUGUUGCCAGGAGAGGAUAGAGUAUUUGCUAUCAAAAAGUUGACAUGUGAAGAAGAUAGCUUAGACAUUGAGAGCAUAAAAGCUUUUGAAAGUGAGAUCAAAGCAUUGAUAGAGACUCGCCACCGGAACAUUGUGAAGUUGCAUGGAUUCUGCUUGCAAAGAUCACACAUUUUUUAUUUGCGAGUACAUGGAAAGAGGAAACUUAGAGGCUAUGCUUAA
Prosopis cineraria is the source of this 2001-nucleotide messenger RNA. Its product is annotated as MDIS1-interacting receptor like kinase 2-like. NCBI's taxonomy places the organism in Eukaryota, Viridiplantae, Streptophyta, Magnoliopsida, Fabales, Fabaceae. The transcript is spliced from 3 exons. Gene Ontology annotation, biological process: protein phosphorylation. The record is from RefSeq and is a predicted model, not a curated record. The coding region runs from base 1 to 2001 and encodes 666 amino acids. Gene Ontology annotation, molecular function: protein binding; ATP binding; protein kinase activity.